AUGGCCAGUGCAAAAGUUAAAACACAAGACGAAGAUGAGGUUAUAAUUGAAGAAGAGAUUGGUGUUUUCGAACAAACAAUCAAACAAGUGUCGGCACCAACGACAGAAAAACGUAAACGAGAUGAUGAACUUCCUACUGGGUCACCCAGUAAAUAUGCAUCUAAUUCAGACAGGAAUCGUUCGGGUACAACAACAGCAGAGCUGGAUGCAUUACCAGUUCCAUUUUGGAAAAAAUUAAAUUAUAGACAACCAUUUUUUGAAACUAAUGAAAUUGGUUUCUUUUCAUUAAUAAAUCGUGCAGAUGAAAAAGAAUGUUUUGAUGAUAAACGUUAUCUUCGAGUUUAUAAAUAUCCAGUUCAAACACUUAAUGUUAAUUUUGAUUUAAAAAUCGGUGAAUUAGAUUUUACAUCUGAUGAACAAAGUAAAAAUAUAAAUGCAAUGCUUUGGUGGACAUUAAAACAUAAAGAUACUAUUCUUAAAAAUAAUAAAUUUACAUUUGAUUUCUUAUCAUGGCGUGGUGUUCUUCGUCUGAUUAUGUUUUCAAUAUUUGAAAAACAUUCCGAUUGGUUAUUAGCUGUUAUUAAAUUUAAAAAUGCGUAUUUUCUAUGUGAAUAUGUAACUGAUAAUCAAAUAAAAGAAGAACAAAAUAUGACACCACAACAUCGUUCAUUCUGUUAUUAUGGUCAUAAAUUUGAAGAAUAUGUUACUAAAAAUAAUACAUCAAUUGAAACACUAAAUCCUUCAAAGCAAUUUUCCGGAGUGUUUCAAUCGACUAUAGGUUCUCAUCGUUUAUUAUAUGGUGCUGAAAUGGAUUGUGUAAUCGAAAGAUCUUCAUCAACAACUGAACAUAUAGAACUUAAAGUUUGUGCUGGAAAAACAGUCGAUGAUCUACCAUUUCGUUAUAAUCGAAAAUUUGCUAAAUGGUGGAUUCAAUGUUUUCUUGUCGGUAUUAAAACAAUGAUUAUUGGUCUAAGAGACGAUAACGGAAUUGUUAAUACACUUACACCACUCAAUAUUUCUCAAAUGGAACAAGCAGCAGAAACAUGGACUCGUCAAUCAUUUUUCAAUUUCUUUUUAAGUUUUGCUGAUUUUCUUAAACAACAUGUUACCAAUGAAUAUUCACUUGAUCAAAAAGAUGUUGUCUUAUUUCAUUUCGAACCAUCUUCACAAAGAAUUACAAUGAAAAAAUCAUCGGAUUCGAAAUAUCAUUUCAUUCCUGAUUGGUUCUUCAAUGGAUUUCAAUAG
Messenger RNA from Adineta steineri, 1245 nucleotides. NCBI's taxonomy places the organism in Eukaryota, Metazoa, Rotifera, Eurotatoria, Adinetida, Adinetidae. The record is from the annotation of a GenBank genome assembly.